Messenger RNA from Penaeus chinensis, 5380 nucleotides. Its product is annotated as dual oxidase 2-like. Gene Ontology annotation, molecular function: heme binding; peroxidase activity; calcium ion binding. The transcript has 32 exons. Gene Ontology annotation, biological process: response to oxidative stress. Lineage: Eukaryota; Metazoa; Arthropoda; Malacostraca; Decapoda; Penaeidae. The record is from RefSeq and is a predicted model, not a curated record. The coding region runs from base 45 to 4844 and encodes 1599 amino acids.
CAGCGGCCGGAGGCCACUCGACGUCCCCCGCUUCAGGAGCCAACAUGUGGUUGAAGGUCCUGCUGGUAGAAUUAGUGUUUUGGACAGACGUGGCCCUCGGCCAGUGCCCUAGCCACGUGGGCGCCAGCUCCAGGCCGCCCCCGUGCACGUGGGCGGGAAGUAAGCAGCUGUUCCUGGACUGGCUGAUCGGCGGCUGCGUCGUGGGCGCCAGCUGCGGCGCGCCCGCAGACCGCCACGUGGAGUACGAAGGGUACGACGGAUGGUACAACAACCUGGCCAAGCCCAGCCAGGGCGCUGUAGACACGCCGCUCCUGCGCCUCCUGCCCCCCGCCUACGAGGACGGCGUGUACCAGCCCGUCAGGAGGAAGGCCAACCCCCUUGAGGUGAGCGAGAAGCUGAUGCGCGGCCAGAACGGCAAGAUGUCUAAGGGCGGCCGGACAGCGUUCCUCCUGUUCUUUGGUCAGCAAGUUGUUGAAGAGCUACUUGAUGCGCAAGGUCCAGGCUGCCCGCCCGAGUACUUCAACAUCGACAUCAAGAGUGACCAUGACUUUGCGAGGAGCCCCAAGCUCAAAGUUAUGCCGCUACUACGCACUCGCUACGACAUGACCACAGGAUUCUCCCCCAACAACCCCAGACAACAGCUGAAUGAGAUCACGCCAUACUUGGAUGGCGGCCUCGUGUACGGAACCAGCAAGGGCUGGGCGGACGCGCUCAGGACGUUCGCGAACGGCUCGUUGGCUCAAGAUGGCCUACUAGCCUGGCACGACCAGCUGGGCGAAGGGUUCCCUGCUGAGAACGCGCAGCGCCUCCCCUUGGCCAACCCGCCUCCGCCCACCAACCACUCCAGCUAUGUCAGGCAGCAGGAGACGGCGAAAGUGGACCGUUUCUUUAAGCUCGGAAACCCUCGCGGCAAUGAAAACCCCUUCCUGCUGACCUUCGGCAUCGUGUGGUUCCGAUGGCACAACCACGUCGCCAGGUACCUCAGGAGAGUCCACCGUGGCUGGUCAGGUGAGAGAGUAUUCAAUGAAGCUCGCAAGUGGGUGAUCGCAACAUACCAGGCAGUGGUGUUCUAUGACUGGCUACCCAAGUACAUGCACACGGCCCUGCCCAAGUAUCAAGGCUACCGGCCCACUGUAGACCCCCAAGUGAGCCACAUCUUCCAGUCUGCGGCGAUGAGGUUUGGCCACACACUAGUAACCUCUGGAGUGUACCUGCGGGAUAAGAACGGGCAAGGCUGCACUCCACUGCCCUUUGAGCUAACUGCGCCUGAGGGUUCCUCGCAGCGCCGCGUUGUGGGCGUCAGGACAUGUAACUCUUUCUGGAGAUCACCGGAACUCUUCACCCGAGACCCGGCCAACUUUGAGCGGUUCCUGAUGGGCCUCAGCAGCCAGAGCACUGAAGAAGAAGACAACGUUAUAGUCGACGAUUUGCGCGGCCGGGUGUUUGGCCCGCUGGAGUUUUCUCGACGAGACCUGAUGGCCAUCAACAUCCAGCGCGGUCGCGACCACGGCCUCCCCGACUACAACACAGCCAGGAGGCACUUCGGGCUCGCCACGCUCACCUCCCUCGACGUAGAGGAAUACAAGCAAAAGACGGGCACCCACGUCGAGGACCAGGUUCUGGCGUCACUGCGGUCCCUGUACGACGACGACCCUUCCAGCGUCGACAUUUGGCCUGGAGGACUCCUGGAGACGCGAAAUGGCCCCGGACAACUCUUCUCCAAAGUGAUCCUGGACCAAUUCGAGAGGAUCCGCGAUGCCGACAGAUUCUGGUUCGAAAACAGCAAAUCCGAUUUGUUUACACAGGAGGAAAGGGAUCGUCUUGGGCAGGUGAGAAUCCUCGACGUGAUCCUCUCCAUCACGAACCUCGAGCCGUCCGUCGACAUCCAGGAGGACCCCUUCACGGCCGUGCACCAGGCCAACGGCGUCGGCAACAAUUGCAUGGUGCAGCUAUCUGUUCCCAGAAGCUGUACACUCCAUAACAACGUCACCGCGACCUGCAAUUAUCUGCCUCAGAUUUCGGACUCGAACGCCGAGGAGUGCACGAAGCCCGAGACCUACGACUACUUCUCAGGGUCCGAAGUGUCUUACAUUCUCGUACUGUUCUUUUUGCUCGGACUUUGUUUUGCGACUGUGGUUGUUGUGAAGGUCAUGGCUGUUAUGAAAGUAAAACGCCACACCAAGAAAGCAUUUUCGUCGUUCAAAAUCCAGGAAGGUUCUCACAAAGCAAAAGAGCGCGUGGCUUUGAGGGAGAGCCGGUACGUGGUGGUCCGGCUGGAGCAAGAGUCGCGUCGCAUCGAAGUGACUGGGACGGGGCAAGAGCGACUGCGGAUUAUCGAUCUCAGCAAUGUGCAAGAGAUGAAGGUUCGCCACCUCCAGGAUUUCACACAGAUGAUAAUCUGUGUGUCUAACCAUUAUGACCUGUUUCUGAGUUUCGAAGAUGGCUGGCAUGCAAAGAGACUGCACAAGGAGUUGACUGAAUUCUGCGAGAACCUUGGCAUAAAUCUAACUUUGACCCCAGAGUCCAAGACUUCGCUUCAGUUUGGUAUAGUUACAGUCAAGCAGAGGGAAAAACAACUGGCCGAUUUUUCGAGGGUUGUUCUUUCCAACGCAUUUGGGUCCAGCAAGCAAGCGGACGUGGCAGCAAACCUAAUUGCCAUGGGUAGUCACAACAAAAAUUACUUCCUAUCCAUGGAACUUACGCAGGUAGAACUCGCAAACCAAUUGGGGAUGUUACCUGACUCCGUCUUCGUUAAACAGCUCUUCCGGCUGAUGGACCAGGACGGCAAUGGUUUCAUAACACUUAAGGAAUUUUGGGACGUGAUGGUUGUGUUCGCUCGCGGGAAGCCGGAGGAGAAAGCCAGGCUCAUCUUCAACAUCUACGACAUCUCCCGCACAGGCCAGUUGUCUGCGCCGGACCUGGUAGGCAUGGUCAGGUCUACCCUGGGAAGCGAAAGCAAGAACCAGGACAUCAGCCACAUCGUACAGACGAUGCUGCACUCCGUUGGCGUCAGUGCUGACCAGCCCAUCAACUUUGAACAGUUCCAAAAGAUAUUCAACACGAGGAGUGACGUCUUUAACCAUGUUCAAAUUGAUGUGCUGGAGAUGUCGCGUAAAAGUAAUUCCCGCUUCAGCCUCUAUGAUGAGAUCCCCACAGGAGGUUUCGCCGCCGAAGCAGCCCGGAAGGAGUACGACGAGGCUCGCCAGGAGAUGCUGACCCAGGAGGAAAGUGAUGAAGUUCCAAAGGACAAAUUGUGGUUGGGCGUCGAGCUGUCCGAGAGCUUUCGGUCCAUCGUGAACAACAUCAAGAACAAGCAACAGACCCUUUUCUGGGGAACAUUGUAUACUAUCGUGAUGCUGCUCAUAUUUGCCGAGAGGGCCUAUUAUUACACGAUAGAGCGCGAGCACGCCGGUCUCCGCCGCAUUGCCGGUCUGGGCGUCACCGUCACCAGAGGAGCUGCAUCAGCCAUGAUGUUCACCUACUCCACGCUCCUCGUCACAAUGUGCCGCAAUGUACUGUCGUUCCUACGGUCAACAAUGUUGCAUCGCAUUUUUCCAUUCGACAAUAUGGUGGAUUUUCACCGAUACAUCGGAGCCUGGGCCCUGUUCUGGACGCUGGUGCACAUCAUCGGUCACUGCAUCAACUUUUACCACAUCUCCACGCAGACAGCCAUGGACCUGGCUUGUAUUUUUAGGGAUUUCUUUAGGGGUACUCACGUGUUACCCAAGUUCCACUACUGGUGCCUGCAGACCAUCACGGGCCUCACGGGCGUCUUGCUUACCAUCCACACUGCCGUCAUAUACGCUUUCGCGUAUUUUGCACGGCGGCACUUCUUCUGGCUCUUCUGGCUCACACACAACACGUACCCUGUCUUCUACGUGCUCAUGGUCUUCCAUGGGUCUGGCAGGCUCGUACAGCCUCCAUUCUUCCACUUCUUCUUCCUCGGUCCCUGCCUCCUCUUCGUCCUCGACAAGUUGGUCUCCUUCUCGAGAAACAAAAUCCAGAUUGACGUGAAGAGCGUGACGCACUUGCCAUCCAACGUGACGCUGCUCGAGAUCCGGCGUCCCCCGAACUUCAGCUUCCAGUCGGGGCAGUGGGUUCGGAUUGCCUCCCUGGGAAUCAGCAGCAAGGAGUACCACCCCUUUACCCUGUCCUCGGCGCCCCACGAGGAGAACCUGACGCUGCACAUACGCGCCGUUGGUCCCUGGACGCACAAGCUCAGGAAAAUCUACAAGGACAAAGCCACCAUGCAGAAAGGAGAGAAGCAUCCACAAAUCUACAUGGACGGGCCCUUUGGCGAGGGACACCAGAACUGGUGGGACUUCGAAGUCGUAAUUUUCGUGGCCGGGGGGAUCGGCGUCACGCCCUUUGCUUCCAUCCUGAAGGACAUCGCCUACAAGCUGGAGCACUCCAAGUAUCUCAAGACUAAGAAGGUCAUUUUUCUGUGGACAACGCGAAGCCAAAAGCAGUUUGAGUGGAUGACGGAUAUCCUGCGCACGGUGGAGGCGGCCGACAGGAGGAACAUUAUUCGCACGCAUGUCUUCAUCACGCAGUUCAAGAGCAAGUUCGACCUUCGGACUAUCAUGCUUUAUCUUGCCGAGCGGCACUUCCAGAAGAUCUCGGGCACGUCGCUCUUCACCGGUUUGCGGGCCAUCACUCACUUUAGCAGGCCAGAUUUUACCGCCGUGUUUGCAUCCAUAAAGAAGAAAUAUGGGAGCAUGUCAUCGGUUGUGGGCGUGUUCACAUGCGGCAGCCCCAACCUGAGUCGCGCAGUGGAGCAGAGCUGUCAGGUGAUCAACCAGGAGGAGGGGGCCCUCUUCAGGCACUACUACGAAAACUUUUAAUCAGCUGGCCACUACUGUGCUCACAUUCUAUACAACUACAGAUGAACAGAUGACAUAUAUGUUUUAAAAAUGGGGAUUAGUUCUUUAAACACUGAUUACUAAAUUGGUAUGGUUGGACUAUUAUACUUUAUUAUUUUCUAUCCUAGGAUAUUGUUUCCUAAAGGUUUUAUAGCUACAUCCCCCUUAACUGCUUAAUUGCAUCAUCCAUGUCUUGCAACGGGAUUUGUAUUUUCUAUUGUAGUGAUUUAUAACAAAUAUGAAUAAUCCUUGGUACGAAAUAUUCAGCUGCCACCACCUGGUGGCAGCUGAAUAUUUUCGUGUAAAAGAGUGUGAGUGAAGCUAGACAAAGUAAGUGUAAGUGUAUAGAAGUUACCAAGGUUCAAGGGUCACAUUGCGGUUAGCGUGGUUAUGUCCGGGUGAAGUGCGUGUCGAUCAGAAGCUGAUAAAGGUGCAGAUUUAUGGAUUUUGAGCUCUUGCCUAUCUAAAAAUCUAUAAAGUAAUCCCAUCAUUUACAUUAAAAAAUUCAUCUUCGGGCA